Messenger RNA from Nestor notabilis (Kea), 1940 nucleotides. RefSeq names its product leucine-rich repeats and calponin homology (CH) domain containing 3 (gene LRCH3). The transcript is spliced from 19 exons. NCBI's taxonomy places the organism in Eukaryota, Metazoa, Chordata, Aves, Psittaciformes, Psittacidae. Gene Ontology annotation, molecular function: protein binding. The annotation marks the transcript as partial. The record is from RefSeq and is a predicted model, not a curated record.
AUUUGUCACGGAACAGACUGUCAGAGCUUCCAGCAGAAGCAUGUCACUUUGUCUCCCUCGAGAGUCUUAAUUUGUACCAGAACUGCAUUCGAUAUAUCCCAGAGGCUAUUUUGAACUUACAGUCUUUAACGUUUCUAAAUAUCAGUCGAAACCAGCUUUCCACAUUGCCAGUACACCUCUGUAGUCUACCACUAAAAGUUUUGAUAGCAAGUAAUAAUAAGUUGGUUUCAAUACCUGAAGAAAUUGGACAGCUCAGACAGCUGACAGAGCUUGAUGUGAGUUGUAAUGAAAUACAGACAAUACCUCCACAGAUUGGAAAUUUGGAAUCCUUGCGGGACCUAAAUGUCAGAAGAAAUAAUUUGGUGCAUUUACCUGAAGAGCUUGCUGAGUUGCCUUUGAUUCGAUUAGAUUUCUCCUGCAAUAAGAUAACAACAAUACCAGUUUGUUAUAGAAACCUCAGACAUCUGCAGACCAUCAUGUUAGAGAACAACCCUCUCCAGUCACCCCCUGCACAGAUAUGUAUAAAAGGAAAAAUCCACAUAUUUAAAUACCUGAACAUAGAAGCAUGCAAGAUAGCUCCAGACUUGCCUGAUUAUGAUAGGAGACCCAUGGGAUUUGGAUCUUGCCAUGAGGAACUCUAUUCCGGUCGUCCAUAUGGAGCACUUGAUUCUGGCUUCAAUAGUGUGGACAGCGGAGACAAAAGGUGGUCAGGGAAUGAACCAACAGAUGAAUUCUCGGAUCUCCCUUUGCGUGUAGCAGAGAUCACCAAAGAACAGAGGCUGCGAAGAGAAAGUCAGUAUCAAGAAAAUAGAGGGAGCACCGUUGUAACUAAUGGUGGAGUGGAACAUGAUCUCGAUCAGAUCGACUAUAUUGACAGCUGUGCCACAGAAGAGGAGGAGGAAGAGGUGAGGCAAACCAAGUGCAUGGACUCAGACAGCCUCAGCUCACAAUUCAUGGCAUAUAUUGACCAGCGGCGAAUCUCUAAUGAGGGCUCACCAGUAAAGCCUGUAUCCAUCAGAGAAUUUCAGAGAACAGAGGAUACAAGACGAUAUUUACAUCAAAACAGACCCCCAGCUGAUUCACCUUACUUUCUAUCAAGUCACCACGGUCAGGUGCCUAAUACAGAUACCGAGCUGCACCGCAGGCACAUAGAGCGUACCCGUCGGGAGGCUCAGCUAGCAGCGCUUCAGUAUGAGGAGGAGAGGAUGAGAACAAAACAGAUUCAGAGGGAAGCUGUCCUCGACUUUGUUAAGCAAAAAGCAUCCUUAAGUCCUCAGAAGCAAAGUCCUCCAGAUAGUGAGUGUCCCUUUCCAUCCAGAAGGUCUCAGCAUACUGAUGAUAGUGCCUUGUUAGUGUCAUUUUCAGGGUUGAAUCAAGAAAGCCAUGCUACUACCCUGCCUAAUGCCUCUACCUUCAGUCCUGUCAAGAGUGAUGACAGAUCUGCCAUCUCCCCUGGCUCACCUACCACACAGACAGCUAUUACUUCAUCUUCUACCUGUGCCUUGUCUCCUGCUAAUGAUGCUGCAGACCCUAGAGUAAGACAUAACUCCAAACAGCGAGAAGAGGAACUGGAGCUAAUAGAGCAGCUACGCAAGAACAUAGAAUCACGGUUGAAAGUGUCAUUACCCAGUGAUCUUGGAGCAGCUCUCACCGAUGGUGUUGUUCUGUGCCAUUUAGCUAAUCACGUGCGUCCCCGAUCUGUUCCCAGCAUUCAUGUCCCCUCACCUGCUGUUCCUAAGCUCACAAUGGCAAAAUGCAGACGAAAUGUGGAGAAUUUCUUGGAAGCUUGCAGAAGGAUUGGAGUGCCUCAGGAGCAAUUAUGUUUGCCUCUGCAUAUUUUAGAAGAGAAGGGUUUGACACAGGUAGCUGUGACUGUCCAGGCGCUCCUGGAGCUGGCACCCCCAAAGCAGCAGCAACUUCACCACUUGUCUGCUGUGUAA